AGACUCCGGUACUGCACUCAGCAGAGCUACUGUGUUGCUUCCCCUGGGUGCGUCUCAUCAUCUCAUCGUCUCAUCGUGGAUUGAAAAAUUGGCGAGCAGCAUGUUUUGCCCACUGAAACUCAUCCUGAUGCCAGUGUUACUGGAUUAUUCCUUGGGCCUGAAUGACUUGAUUGUUUCCUCCCUUGAGCUAACAGUCCGUGUGGGUGAUUCAGCCCUGCUGGGAUGUGUUUUCCAGAGCACAGAAGAGAAGCAUGUGACCAAGAUAGACUGGAUGGUCUCAUCAGGAGAGCACGCCAAGGAGGAUUAUGUGCUGUACUAUUACGCCAACCUCAGUGUGCCUGUGGGGCGCUUCCAGAAUCGUGUGCGUUUGGUGGGGGACAUCUUACGCAAUGAUGGUUCUCUCCUGCUCCAAAAUGUGGAAGAUGCUGACCAGGGAACCUAUACCUGUGAAAUCCGGCUGGAAAAGGAGAGCCUGGUGUUCAAAAAAGCAGUGGUGCUGCAUGUACUACCAGAGGAGCCCAAAGAGCUCAUGGUUCACGUGGGUGACUCGACUCAGCUGGGGUGUGUUUUCCAGAGCACAGAAGAGAAACGCAUGACCAAGGUAGACUGGACAUUCUCAUCAGGAGAGCACGCCAAGGAGGAGGUUGUGUUACGUUAUUACCCCAAACUCAGUGUCCCUGUGGGGUACUCCCAGAACUGGGGCCGCUUCCAGAACCGUGUAACUCUGGUGGGGGACACUUCCCGCAAUGAUGCGUCUAUCCUGCUGCAAGGAGUGAAGGAGUCUGACAGAGGAAGCUACACCUGCAGUAUCCACCUGGGGAACCUGACCUUCAGGAAGACCACUGAGCUGCAUGUGAUUGUGAAAGAGCCCCAAACAUCGGUGACCCCAGCAGCCCUCAGACCUGAGAUCCUGGGUGGCAAUCAACUGGUGAUCAUCGUGGGGAUUGUCUGUGGCACUAUCCUGCUGCUCCCUGUUCUGAUACUGAUCGUGAAGAGGACCCACAGGAGUAAGAGCUCAGUAACCUCCACAAACCUGGUAAAAAGCCUGGAGAACAUAAAGAAGGCUGAUCCAGAGAAGCAUGUUUACUCUUCAAUAGCCACACGGGAGCAGGCUGAGGAAGAAGAAUCCAGUGGAAAAGCAGAGGCCACCUACAUGACCAUGCACCCAGUUUGGCCUUCUGUGAGGUCGGCACCCAGUAACCCACCCGAAAAACGUCACCUGGGGGAAUUCUAAAGCCAGAGCGGACGUUUGAGAAGAAAAGAGAGUUCCUUUUGCGCUUAGCAAUGGCAGAGACUCCUCUGUGUGUCCUGAGUUACUCGGCGGGUCCUUCCGGGACCCCCCCCCCCAGCCCCCUGAGUUGUUCUCUUGCCUCAUUGGUCAAAGGGCUGAAGAAGGAGGGUUCAGAACCCGGCAGAAAGACUGGACAGCUUGGGAGGGACAGGCCCCGGCAGAGGGAAGCAUGGAUGCGGUCCUUCCGGCCUGGGACGCUGGCCCUGGGGACCUGGCCGAGUGGCCGUGGUGGCCUCGAGCGUUCCCUCAGAUCCUCCGCUUCGACGGUGCUCUUCGUGGAGGGGUCCCUGGGAAGAAUCACAGAAACAAAAACCAACCCAAAUGAUUCCUUUGGCAAAUUACCCCUAAAUAAACAUGGCUUGUGGAAAUCA
Messenger RNA from Enhydra lutris kenyoni (northern sea otter), 1662 nucleotides. Its product is annotated as junction adhesion molecule like. NCBI's taxonomy places the organism in Eukaryota, Metazoa, Chordata, Mammalia, Carnivora, Mustelidae. The record is from RefSeq and is a predicted model, not a curated record. The transcript has 10 exons. Gene Ontology annotation, cellular component: membrane. Gene Ontology annotation, biological process: monocyte extravasation; heterophilic cell-cell adhesion; neutrophil extravasation. Gene Ontology annotation, molecular function: cell adhesion molecule binding. The coding region runs from base 101 to 1234 and encodes 377 amino acids.